Myripristis murdjan (pinecone soldierfish) is the source of this 2032-nucleotide messenger RNA. RefSeq lists its product as uncharacterized. The record is from RefSeq and is a predicted model, not a curated record. The transcript has 7 exons. Lineage: Eukaryota; Metazoa; Chordata; Actinopteri; Holocentriformes; Holocentridae. Bases 239 to 1849 code for a protein of 536 amino acids.
CAGUUCCACAUGGUGGACUGACGCUGCAGGAGCCGGACAUUGCUCACUGGAUAUUUCUGAGAAGCCAGCCUGAAUGACUUUUCUCACCUGUUUUCUUCUCUGAGAAGGGUGAUCUCUCGUCAUGUGACAGAAGACUCGGCAUCGUCUGAAUCUGCCAGUUCUCUGCUGACUUCCUCGUGUCCUCUGCAAAGCUCCAUUUUUGCCAUUGAACUGUGCCACAGAGUUACUGUGGUGUGUUAUGUUCGCAACUCCAGGCCCGCUGAUGCCAGUCCUUCAAACUCCAAAAAGCACUGACCACUCUGACUACAACAUGCUGCACACUCAGGAGGUGAGAGCACAUGCGCUUGCCGCUCAGCAGCCCUCCUCAUGCGUGUACACCCAGCACCAACACAUGCAUCAGCACAUUCACCGGCACACCUUCACUCCCGUGCUUCACCGUUGCCCCACCAUCUUACCUGCUCCAUCUGUAAUGGGGACCCAGGACGAUGAUCUCAUUCAGCCGCAGUCCAGACAAACCCCAAAGCCGCCCUCUUUCACCUCCUUUGCUGCCGUCCACAAAACCUCACAGGGCAGCAUCCAACCAAAGAAACAAAGGAGGUGGGGUGCAAUGCAUGUCUGCAUUGCAUGGCAGAUCUAUUACCAUAAGCAAGUCAAGAAAAUGCAGGUUAAACCUCAUAAUCUUCACCAAGAACUGGUGCCUGAGUUUCCAUCUGCCAUCAGUCUAACUGAUAUAAUGCAGCAGCACAAGGAAUUAGUCCAAUCCUCCUGCAUCUGCUCCAGUCUAGAAUCUCCCCGUGGACAGUCUCAACAUGAAAAUGUAGGAAUAAACUUCACGGAAAUGAGUGGGACAAUAAAAAAAGAGGAAAAUAUAAGCCAGUGCAGCAAAACUCAAUCCCCUGACCAGUGUUACAGACAAUCACCAGCGCCUCAGCACAGGCAUCCAAUCAAGAGGGAGAAACUCGACUGGGACAACUGGGGACAGUCGAGUAAUCAACGCUGGCACAAAACAGAAUUAAAAAUGGAUGAAACGCGAAGUGAGAAGAAGAAUGAGGAACUGAUGAUGAUUCCCAAGGCUUUUCCUCUUCCAGAGAAGUCUGUGCACUUGACACUGACUCCUGAAACGCACAGUGGGAGUCAUAAAUGUGAACCAGGUGACCGGAAAAGACAGCUUGAGUGUGGAAGCCAUGUGCAUGUGAAGAGGCUGAAGCAGGAAGUGGGGGAAGAUGACCAGCAUGAUUCAUCCAAGAAACUGCAACCUCAUCCAGCCUUAAGCGAUCCGUUUCCAUCAAGACAGACUCACACUUCAUGUUCAGAUCCACCCUUGAGCACCAUGCCAGAGAAGCAUAUUGCCUUAGUGGAUGACAUGGCUGCUCUGUACUCUGUUGGUAACACACGUCAUGUGGCCAGGACAUACAACACCACGCCUGGAGGGAUCAUCUCCUACCCAGCAGCUGGACAGUAUCCUUACCCAGUUCCAUCAUGGGAAGCGUUCUGGGAUGUACACAGGAAUAAGGACCCAUCCAACAAGAGAGGUUACUUUCUAAAUCGUGAAGUGAUCAGCAUGCCCGACGCAGCAUGGUGGCUCAGAGACAAAGCGUUUCAUUGCAUCCCUCCAGCACACGUUCCUUUCCAUGUUGCUUUGAGGCAGCAGGAGGAUGUCUGCCUCAGAGGCCGACAGUUUCUGCACUCCCUCCGCGAGAACUACCAUCCCUACCGUUCUGUCUCCAUGGGUCCUCUCCAUCAGUCUGGCCCUCUGACCUCUGUCUAUCCAGCGCCCCACGUGUCCAACGGGAGCUUGACACACCAGAGGCUGGCUACGUCUGCAAGAUUUGCCCGUUUGUGUCCAUAAACUCUCUCCCUCUCACUCUGGUCUGCUCUUUAGUAAAAUGGAGCGCCACAUUCUGUUAUGAUUCCCUUGUUAAACUGGUUGUGUGCCCAGGUAUAUUAAGAUGCAUGACAGAAGUGCUGUGAAAAGAAAUUUAAUGUCAUAACAAAAAUCAAGAUAUGGAUAUACAAAAAAAAAAAAAAAAAA